Papaver somniferum (opium poppy) is the source of this 492-nucleotide messenger RNA. Its product is annotated as ankyrin repeat domain-containing protein 65-like. The record is from RefSeq and is a predicted model, not a curated record. Lineage: Eukaryota; Viridiplantae; Streptophyta; Magnoliopsida; Ranunculales; Papaveraceae. Gene Ontology annotation, molecular function: protein binding. The transcript has 5 exons. Bases 1 to 492 code for a protein of 163 amino acids.
AUGGAAGCACCCUCGCCAAUUUUAGAUUCUGAGUUGCUUAAGGCUGCUUACAAUGGAAACCUCAAACUCUUCAAGAGGUUGGCUUUGAAUAUUGCUAAAGGUGAAGGGAUUGGAGUAACAGAAGCGAUUGGGAAGGUUAAAGAUAAAGAUUCAGGGGGAUCUCUUCAUUUUGCUGCUGAAGGAGGAAAUUUUAGAAGUAGAAGAACACCCUUACAUCAUGCAUGUUUAGGAGGGCAUUUCAACACAGUUAGAUAUCUUCUUGAAAAGGGUGCCGACCCUGAUGCGCUAGAUGGUAUAAAUGGCACUCCUUUACAUUGUGCUGCAAAGUCAGGUGAUACAAAGAUAAUAACCGUGUUACUUUCAAAGGGUGUUCGCGUAGAUGUUGCAACUAGGUCUGGCGUUGCGUCUGGCACUGCCCUUUGGUAUGCCGCUUGUCAUGGUCAUCAAGAUGCUGUUAAAGUGUUGUUAGAUCACGGUGCAAAUGUAAGUUGA